GAGCGUCAGCGGGACCGAGCCAACCACAGCCAGCGUCAUUUGCACACAAGAAGAACCAUACGACUGCGAUGCUCGGUAGUGGCUCUCUGUGAGAUUUCCAACCCCUGUCUAGUCUACGCAAGGCUCACUUUGCUUCCACACUGCUUUGCUUAGAUCUGCUUUAAUGUCCUUAAAUUGAGUGACCGGUGUGGACAUGCUGUGGAGGAAUAUGCUGGUGCGCAAAGGGAGUCUCCAUCCUUCUCCCCACAGAGUGGAAGCCUGUGCCCCAGAGGUGUUUCCAGCAUAAUGCAUCUUGGAAGUUAUGGUAUUCACACGAUUCUCUACUUUAACCCUCAGUAAAGCCUCAUAGAUGAUAUUUCUCUGCGCGACUUCAUGGAUUUGGUUCACUGAGGACCAUCUGAAGAACAGACAUGGCAGUGCCAAAUAUGGUGUUCUCUGACGUGGAAAGUUUUCUGGACUCGCAUCCCGAGUUAUUCGAGGACUACCUGAACAGAAAGGGGAAUUAUAGCAUGGUGGAGAAAUGGCUCAAGAAUCACCAGGCGAGCAAAAGUCCGGCGGCUGCAGCUCCGAGAGAGCCGAGAGAGGAGAAGAGCAACGCGUGCAAGGACAGCUGGGCAAGCAAAUGUGAUGGUCUGCAAAGGAGAGCCUCGCAGAAGGAGCUGCGCAAAACUUUCGCCAGAUCAAAGGCCAUCAAUGUCAACAGGACAUACGACGAACAUGUUAAUUCCAGGGCCCAGGAGCCCCUGACGAGCAUGAGGAGGAGAGCUCUGCUGAGGAAAGCGAGCUCUCUGCCCCCGACCACUGCGCACAUACUGAGCGCACUGCUGGAGUCCAGAGUCAACAUCCCCCAGUACCCGUCCACAGCCGUGGAUUUUAAAUAUUACCUCAAAGAACACAACGAAAGAGAGUUCUUCCUGGAGCUUGUAAAAGACAUAUCUAACGACUUGGAUCUAACGAGUCUGAGCUACAAAAUUCUUGUGUUUGUUUGUAUUAUGGUCGAUGCAGACCGGUGCUCCUUGUUUUUAGUAGAGGGAACGGGCAACAAGAAGACACUUGUGUCCAAAUUCUUUGACGUGCACGCAGGCACCACAGUUUUGCCCUCAAUGAAUUCAGAUGAAGUUCAAGUGCCGUGGGGGAAAGGAAUCAUUGGUUAUGUGGCUGAACACGGAGAGACAGUGAACAUUCCUGACGCUUAUCAGGAUCGUCGGUUCAGUGAUGAAAUUGACAAGCUGACAGGGUACAAAACCAAGUCACUCUUGUGCAUGCCCAUUCGCAACAGUGACGGAGAGAUCAUUGGAGUUGCUCAGGCCAUCAACAAGUCUUCAAGUGGAGAACUCUUCAAUGAAGAUGAUGAAAAAGUGCUGCAGAUGUACCUGCCUUUCUGUGGAAUUGCAAUCUCCAAUGCCCAACUCUUCGCCGCCUCAAGGAAGGAGUAUGACAGGAGCCGGGCACUCUUGGAGGUAGUGAAUGACCUGUUUGAAGAGCAGACUGACCUGGAGAAGAUUGUCAGGAAGAUCAUGCACCGUGCACAGACAUUGCUAAAGUGCGAGCGCUGCUCUGUUCAGUUGCUGGAGGACAUUGAGUCACCGGUGGUGAAGUUCACUAAGUCAUUUGAGCUGCUGUCCCCUAAGUGUAGUGCAGACACUGAAAGCAGUUUCAAAGACAGUAUGGAGAAAUCGUCUUACUCAGACUGGCUCAUCAACAACAGUAUUGCAGAGCUGGUAGCAUCCACAGGACUACCCGUGAACAUUAGUGAUGCCUAUCAGGAUCCUCGCUUUGAUGCUGAGGCAGACCAGUUCUCGGACUUCCACAUCCGCUCUGUGCUUUGUGUUCCCAUUUGGAACAGCAACCACCAAAUCAUUGGUGUCGCCCAGGUGCUGAACAGGCUUGAUGGACAACCAUUUGAUGAUGCAGACCAGCGUCUCUUUGAGGCGUUUGUGAUCUUUUGUGGACUGGGCAUCAACAACACCAUCAUGUACGACCAGGUGAAGAAGUCCUGGGCCAAGCAGUCUGUGGCUUUGGAUGUUCUUUCUUACCAUGCCACUUGCUCCAAGACUGAAGUUGACAAAUUCAAGGCUGCUAACAUUCCCCUGGUUUGCGAGCUGGGCAUCGACAAGCUCUCCUUUGACGAUUUCUCUCUGGACGUUGACGCCAUGAUAACGGCUGCUCUGAGAAUGUUUAUGGAGUUGGGAAUGGUACAGAAAUUUAAGAUAGACUAUGAGACUCUGUGCAGAUGGCUGCUGACUGUCAGAAAAAACUACAGAAUGGUUCUCUAUCACAACUGGAGACAUGCCUUCAACGUCUGCCAGUGCAUGUUUGCCAUGCUAACGACAGCGGGCUUCCAGGAGACUCUGACAGAGGUGGAGAUCUUCGCUCUUAUUGUAGGUUGUGUGUGCCAUGACUUGGACCACAGGGGCACCAACAACGCUUUUCAGGCCAAGACGGGCUCAGCCCUUGCUCUGCUUUAUGGGACCUCUGCUACGCUGGAGCACCACCACUUCAACCAUGCUGUUAUGAUCCUUCAGAGCGAGGGUCACAAUAUCUUCUCCAACCUGUCGUCCACAGAGUACAGUGACCUCAUGCAGCUGCUGAAACAGUCAAUUCUGGCCACAGACCUCACACUUUACUUUGAGAACAGAAACACUUUCUUUGAGCUGGUCAGCAAAGGAGAGUACAACUGGAAUGUGAAGGCUCAUAGAGACAUGUGCAGAUCAAUGAUGAUGACAGCGUGUGAUCUUGGUGCCGUCACUAAACCUUGGGAAAUAUCACGCAAGGUGGCAGAGUUGGUGACCAGCGAGUUCUUUGAGCAGGGCGACAGAGAGAGAUCGGAGCUGAAGCUCACGCCCUCCGCCAUCUUUGAUCGAAACAGGAAAGAUGAGUUGCCAGGGCUUCAGCUGGAGUGGAUUGAUGGAAUUUGUGCUCCGCUGUACGAGACUCUGGUCAAGUUGAAUCCCAAACUUCAGCCGAUGCUUGACAUGAUCAAAGCUAACAGGGCCAAAUGGGAGGAACUGAACAGGAAGAGACAACGUGGCCAGAGUGUUUCUCCACCCGCGAGCCCCUGCAGUGGCGACAGCACAGACACAAGCGGCUGCACUGUGGCCAAAACGGGCAGCACACCCUGCUGUAGCGGCAAUGCUGAUGGCACACCAUCUAAACCUGUUAGUUAGCUUCUGAUGCCACGUCCGAGCUGAUCUCUUAGGCUUAUUUCCUCUUAAAUGCAGCCUGCAACAGAGGCAGUGCAGUGCAUGCAGAGGGUCUUGGGCUCUGCUCCUCUUCGCUUUUGCUACUAGAGAUGAGCUUUAGACUUGAGUGCGGCGCAAUCAUAGAGGUUUUUCUGCCCUUCAGUCUUCCUGUGCUGAGGGCUGACAGAGCUGAGUUUGGCAAGCUUGUUGGAGCAGCUACAAAUCAGCUGAUGACACCAUGUCAGAAAGGAAACUCAAACCACUGUGUCAACACAUCAACCAGUGAGCUAACGCUAACUAUUCUGGGCAUUGCACAGAUUUUUGGCACAACAAGGCAUGGAGGAUAUUGGAGAAGAAUGUUUGUCUCUGCUGUGGUUCGUUUUGCUCUCGGUACCUCCUCGUUGCUCGCAUUUUGUCCGGGGUAACAGAGAUAUUUUUUGUAAAUCUGUACAUAGGCUAUUGGGUUAUUUAUAAGUGCUGUUUAAAAACUUGUCAACUCUGGAUUGUAAUGUGGCUGUAGAGUUUCUGAAGGAUAAAGGGGUGCAGGAACAGCAGGACCUGUGACAGCACUCGCAAUGCAAAUUGAGUGCUCCGCUCCCUCCCUUCCUGUGCCUUGUUUUAAGAUCCUAAUGAAAAAUGCAUGGCCUCGUCAUUCUUAGAUAGUAUGGAAAUCCAUGUUGAACCAUGACAUGUUUUUGCCAUAAUUUGUAAAACCAAUGACUGCAGUUAUGUCUUAACCCCAUGUUAGCCACAAAGCAUUAACAUUAUAUACAUAUAGAAAUCUAUUUUGCCCAAUUUUAUAAAUGCAGGGUCCUGCUUGUCACACACACACACAAACACACACAAUGUGCCUUGAUGAAGUUGUUCUGAUAACACAUUAAUUUCUGCAGAAAAACUCCUUUCAUCUGCUGACUUAUCACAGACAGCUGAACCAUAAAGCAAAGUAAUGUUACAUUUAAUAUAAACUCCUCACUAAACUACAGUUAAAAGAAUUGUUUAAAAUUUUAAGUAAUACACGUACUCACUUUCUGGCGGAAAGAAUGAGACGAUACCACUCUCAUAUCUGUCUCUUAAAUAUAAGGCUACAGCCAGCCAACGGUGAGCUUAACUUAGCUUAGCUUAGCUUAGCAUAGCACAAAGACUGACAACAGGGGAAAACAGCUAGCCAAAGGUAAUAAAAUCUGCCUACUAGCACCUCCAAUGCUCAUUAAUUAAAAUGUUAUAAUUUGUUUGUUUAAUCUGAACAAAAACCGAAGUGUACCAUUUUACAAAGAGUUGUGUCGGACUAUUUCUUGGCCAGGACGACCAGUAACUUUCUACAGUCUCCUCUGGUUGCCAGGCAACUGGUCUGAGACAAGAAAUAGUCCAACACAUAACCCCUGUAAAACAGCGAAUUGACGUUUUUCCUUUUUGGUUUUUGUAUGGAUUAAACAAAUGGCACAUGUUAAUUUGUGAACUUUAGAGGUGCUGGUAGGUGGAUUUUGUUACCUAUGGACAGACUCAGGAUAGCUUUUUCCCCAUUUCCAGUUUCUGUGGUAAGCUAACCGUCUUUGUGCUAAACUAACCCUCAGCUGGCUGUAGCUUUAUUUAAGGGGAAAAUAUGAGAGUGGUAUCCUCUCAUCUACCUUGCUGCCAGACAGCAAAUAAGCAUAUUUCCUAAAAUGCUGGACUUUUGCUUUAAAUAAAAUUUGCCUCACAAAUGCUACUUAAACAGCUUUUAUAAUCUCCAAAAGAAUACUGAGAUGCUGAAACUUGUAGUACUGAAGUGCCCAGGUAGUCACAAGCUAUUAUUUUGAUAUUAUUAUAAGUAUUGUAUUUUUUGGGUGUGUGUGUGUGGGGGUAUGCCUUAUGAACUGUGUUGUAGCUUUGUUAAUUGGAGUUUAAAAAGUGACUGUGCACAUUGUGUGGCAUGGAUCUGUGUGCUCUACUGUAUUUUAGAUGAAGAGCUGAAUUGAAGUUGACCAGAAAAAAUUUUAAUUGCAUGUUUUAUGCAGUAUUAAAUUCAACCACUUGCUAAGGAUGUAGCAAACAUGUGAGCCAACAAAUACCUCGUAUUUUGAACUUCAUCAGUAAGCACAUUAUCUCAUUGGAAAUGCAUGAUUUAAAUUCUAUUGCAUCAUGUAACGUGAAUUAUGAAUAUCGCUGUUCUAUUUUUCUAUUAGGUCUCCAAAUGUGGCCAACUUCUACUUGUCUUUUUUGCGAUGUAACAUGCUUCUUGUAUUUCUUCUUUCCUCUCCCAGUUUGGGCUCUGGAUUUAUUUACAGCGGGCUAAACUGAAAGAAAUGUAAGGCAUGAAAAGGCAAAUGUGCAAUGUUUCUGUUCAGAGUUUAAAUUAAAAUAUGCUGCUAUA
Siniperca chuatsi (mandarin fish) is the source of this 5532-nucleotide messenger RNA. RefSeq names its product phosphodiesterase 11a (gene pde11a). Lineage: Eukaryota; Metazoa; Chordata; Actinopteri; Centrarchiformes; Sinipercidae. Gene Ontology annotation, molecular function: protein binding; 3',5'-cyclic-nucleotide phosphodiesterase activity. The transcript is spliced from 20 exons. The coding region runs from base 411 to 3167 and encodes 918 amino acids. Gene Ontology annotation, biological process: signal transduction. The record is from RefSeq and is a predicted model, not a curated record.